ACCUCUCAGAGGAAGGAACGCACGGUAUGGAAACAGGGACAGAGACAAAGGUUCGAGCAUGCCCUACACACACAUUCUUAUCCCCACAACAUAACAUAACAUAAACUUCAUUUCAAGUUUGCUUCGACGCUUCUUUUCUUUCCCUCUCUCUGUAUCUGCAUCUGCAAUGCUGACUGAACCAAAACACAGAAACCUCAACUCAUGGACUCUCUCCUCUCUCUAACACCCAAACCCAAACCAUUCAAUUGCACCCCUCUUUUCCCUUCCACUAACUCAUCCCUCUUUCACUUCACACCUUCUUCUUCUGCAAAAUCCCAGCACUCCAAUCCUCAAAGAAACCCCAUCUGGCUCUCCUUCCCACUACUCCAAACCAUAAAAAAGGUGACUAAUUUGCAACCCCAGAAAAGGGUUUCCGAUGGAGAAGGGUUUUAUUUGCAGAACGGAGGAUUGGGUGUGGCUCUUUUGAGCGUAACGGCCAACGCCAAACUUCGGUUUAGUCCAUUCGUUGCUACAUUGGCUGCGAACCCAACCUUCGUUUCGGGGUUGUUGGCGUGGGUUAUAGCCCAGUCCAUUAAGGUUUUCUUGAAUUUCUUCGUUGAAAGGAAAUGGGAUUUGAGACUUCUUUUUGCCUCCGGAGGAAUGCCCUCUUCUCACUCUGCUCUCUGCACCGCCCUCACCACCUCCGUCGCACUCUGUCACGGCGUCGCCGAUUCCCUCUUUCCGGUGUGUUUGGGGUUUAGCCUUAUUGUCAUGUAUGAUGCAAUUGGUGUUAGACGACAUGCUGGCAUGCAAGCUCAGGUGCUUAAUUUGAUUGUGGCUGACCUGUUUCAAGGGCAUCCAAUUAGUGAAAGGAAGCUGAAGGAACUUCUAGGUCACACUCCAUCUCAAGUUUUUGCUGGUGCUCUGCUUGGCUUUUUAGUAGCCUGUUUCUGUUGUCAAGGUUGCGUAGUGAGGGCUUAGGUGAUUGUGUUGCCAGUUUUGGACAAACUGUAUUCAUAACAAUAACAUACUAUUUGCUCCGAUGCAGCCUUCUGGUAUAUGGCAUGGCCUGCUUAAUCUGUACACUGUAUUCAAGUACAAAUACCUCAGCAUGACAUGAGUAGAAUGUAAAUUAUAUUUUUUUCUCCAGUGUCUUACACUGGAAGGCUCAUCAUUAAAAUCCAUUUAGAC
This is a messenger RNA of Abrus precatorius (Indian licorice), 1170 nucleotides long. RefSeq lists its product as uncharacterized. The transcript has 2 exons. Bases 202 to 960 code for a protein of 252 amino acids. The record is from RefSeq and is a predicted model, not a curated record. NCBI's taxonomy places the organism in Eukaryota, Viridiplantae, Streptophyta, Magnoliopsida, Fabales, Fabaceae.